AUGUCCCUACUUUACCGCCACUUUUGUACAUAAUUCUCGCAAUUCCUUGCUUAAACCCCUUCGCAUACUUUCUCAAAAAUUGGAAAAUAACCCUUCGCAUUGCGUAAAGAAAUGAAGAAAUUCAAUUGAAGACCCAUUAAUGGGAGGAGGAUUAAUGGAAAGUGGAAUGGUCCCAACCGUGCCAGCAAAGAAGUCAUUGCUUACUCCCAAAGCAAUUAUACACCAAAAGUUUGGCGAUAAGGCCUGCUAUAAGGUUGAGGAAGUACAAGAGGAAACUAAAACUGGAUGUCUGGGGUUAGCAAUUCCCCAGAAGGGUCCCUGCCUUUAUCGAUGUACCCUGCAACUUCCAGAACUUGUUGUUAUCUCUGAUACAUUUAAAAAGAAAAAGGAUGCAGAACAGUCGGCCGCGGAAAAGGCUUUAGAAAAGCUGUGUAUCCAUCAAAAAGAGUACAAUCCCACUGUACAGGAAGCUUGGGAUGAUUUGGGUGGUCGUCUCUUUGAUUUGUUUGCAACUGAGUUCCUUUCAUCUCAUCAUCCGCUUAGUGGCCACUUCAGAGCUGCAUUGCAAAGAGAGGGUCGCCUCUGUGGUUCUGUUCCAAUUUCUGUGAUUGCUACCUAUGAUGCAAAGAUUAGUACUAUCUGUAAAUACAUAAAUUCAGAGGCUGAAUCAAAUUUUCUGAUAGUGCUGUCACUGGUUCUGAGGGCAGCUUCAAAGCUAGAUAAUUUAGUGACUUCUGUUGAUGAGCAACUUUCACUGCAGAGGAGAAAUCCACUACUUCCUGAGAUAAUACACGCUUUGGUAGAUCGGGAAUCUAGAUUGUCAGAAAGCUUGUCUAUAGAAGUGAUACGAAUCCCAUCUUCAGUAGAGAAAACUGUUGAACCCUUGGUUCUUACCAUUUCUUCAAACGGUUAUUAUGUGGAUGUUAUUGCACAAGAACUUGGAGUGAAUGAGGCUUCUAAGGUCUUCAUUUCCGGGACCAUUGGCAAAGCUUCCUCGGACAUGAGAUUAUAUUAUAAUGCUCCGGAGUGCCUUCUGAUGGACCAGUUGUCUGAGCCUCAUGUGAACCUGGCGAGUCAUGACAAAGGAUCUUUAAAUGCGAGGGCAAGUUAUUUAUCUGGGCAAGAAGUGUUUGGUGAUGCAAUUUUGGCUGCUGUAGGGUAUUCAUGGAAGUCUAGUGAUCUUUUCCAUGAGGAUGUUUCCUUGCGUACAUAUUAUAGGUUACUUGUCCAUAUGAUGCCUAGUGGGGUAUACAAAUUGUCAAGAGAAGCAAUUCUUGCUGCAGAAUUGCCCAUGGCAUUUACAACGAGAAGCAACUGGAAGGGUUCCUUUCCAAGAGAAAUACUUUGUACAUUCUGCCGUGUUCACCGUUUAUCUGAACCUUUGUUUGAGUCAUCAAUUGAUUUAUCUGGAUCUUGUAAGAAGUCGAAGGUUCAGUCAGUUAAAAAAGAUACAAAUGGAGCUCCAGUCACUAGUAGUUGCGGGAAAUCAACAGGAACCAUUGGAGAUUUUAAAUGUGAAAUAAAGAUAUUCUCCAAACGUCAGGAAUUGAUUUUGCAGUAUAAACCAAAAGAAUCUUAUAAGAAGCAAACUGAUGCCAUGCAGAGUUCUGCUUUGAAAGUUCUUUUAUGGUUGAACACGUUUUUUGAAAACCCAGAUAUGACCACAGAGACAUUGAGCUCUUCAGCAGAGAAACUUGGAAUUCAGUUUUCUCCUGAUAUCUUUUCCAAGAAGUUCAUGUUUUGUCAGUCUGUUCAUAAAUUUGGUAGCACUAGGCAUCAAUCCAGCAAGCCAAUAAAUUAUAGUUGCAUCAAUCAACCAAAUAAUAUAGUGAGUGAUAAAGCAUGUUCUAUAUGCGGUGAUAACUCCGAAAUUACUCCAUCGAACGGUUCUUUAGCCUGUGUAAGUUAUAGCAUUUCUUUGGUUACAGAAGGAGAAUUUUUAAAAGAACAUAUUGAAAGUAGUGAAGCGUUUGAGUUUGAAAUAGGAAGUGAAGCUGCCAUAUCUCGUCUUGAAGCAGUUGUGACACAGAUGUCAGUUGGUCAGUCAUCAUUUUUUAAUAUGGAGUUGCCUCCCCAAGAAUUUAUUUUAGCAGCGGCUGGUGAUUCUGCUGCUACUCAGUCAUUAUUGUCUUCGAGAAGGUGUAUUUUGGAGUAUGCUGUAACUCUAUUGCAGGUGACAGAACCCUUAGAAGAGAGGAUGGAGCAAGCUUUGUUCAGCCCAUCUCUGUCAAAGCAGCGUGUUGAGUUUGCUGUACAACAUAUCAGAGAAUCUCGCGCUGCCUCUUUGGUUGAUUUUGGUUGUGGCUCUGGAAGUUUACUCGAUUCUUUAUUAGACUAUUCAACUUCUCUGGAAAAGAUUGCUGGUGUUGAUAUUUCAGGAAAAGGUCUUGCACGAGCGGCAAAGACACUUCACCCAAAACUGAACAGAAAUUCUUCUGCUGAGGUACCAAGUAAUGAAACCAGAUCUGUGCUGCUAUACAAGGGAUCCGUCACAAAUUUUGAUUCUCGGUUGUAUGGAUUUGAUAUCGGAACUUGCUUGGAGGUCAUCGAACAUAUGGAGGAAGAAGACGCAAGUUUAUUUGGUGAAGUCGUGCUCAAGUCUUUUUGUCCAAGGAUUCUUAUUGUCUCCACCCCGAAUUAUGAAUACAACUCGAUUCUGCAGAAAUCAACUUCCUCAGGCCAGGAGGAUGAUCCAGAUGAAAAGAACAAACCUAAAUUCCGCAACCACGACCACAAAUUUGAAUGGACCAGGGCACAGUUCAAUCAUUGGGCGUCCGACCUUGCUGAAAGACAUAACUACGAUGUUGAAUUCAGCGGAGUUGGCGGAAAAGCUGAUGUGGAACCUGGAUUUGCUUCCCAAAUUGCAAUCUUUAGAAGAAGAGAUUCUAGUUUGAAGAAUGUCGAGUUAGAACACCAUUACGAGUCUAUUUGGGAGUGGAGUAGCGAUAACAUGUAAUGUCUGCCAUAUUGAAAACCUUAGUGCUCGCUACUGCAUUCCGAUGAUGUAUUAGAGAUUUUUGUUUUGAAGUAAAAAUAUGGGGCUGAGUCAAGUUUAAAUGUUA
This is a messenger RNA of Olea europaea var. sylvestris, 3062 nucleotides long. Its product is annotated as small RNA 2'-O-methyltransferase-like. Bases 140 to 2956 code for a protein of 938 amino acids. Gene Ontology annotation, biological process: RNA methylation; siRNA processing; piRNA processing. Gene Ontology annotation, molecular function: S-adenosylmethionine-dependent methyltransferase activity; O-methyltransferase activity; RNA methyltransferase activity. Lineage: Eukaryota; Viridiplantae; Streptophyta; Magnoliopsida; Lamiales; Oleaceae. The record is from RefSeq and is a predicted model, not a curated record. Gene Ontology annotation, cellular component: cytoplasm; nucleus. The transcript has 10 exons.